GCUGCAGGCACCGGUGAAGCGUCUAAGGGACCAUCUUGGUUGAGGGCGGAAGUGAGGACUGUGUCGCGCCAGAGGAGCCCACGGAUUCUCCCGGACCCACGUGGAAGCGGCGCUGAAGAUGCUGCGCCGCGAGGCCCGCCUGCGCCGCGAGUACCUGUACUGCAAGGCCCGGGAGGAGGCGCAGCGCUCAGCCCAGGAGAGGAAGGAGCGGCUGAGGCACGCGCUCGAAGAAAACCACCUGAUUCCCACUGAGUUACGCCGAGAGGCUCUGGCCUUAUAGGGGUCCCUGGAGUUUGAUGAUGCAGGAGGUGAAGGUGUGACCAGCCACGUGGAUGAUGAAUACCGAUGGGCAGGAGUCGAGGAUCCCAAGGUUAUGAUCACUACCUCCCGAGACCCCAGUUCCCGCCUCAAGAUGUUUGCAAAGGAGCUGAAGCUGGUGUUCCCAGGCGCCCAGCGAAUGAACCGAGGUCGACAUGAAGUGGGGGCACUGGUGUGAGCCUGCAAAGCCAAUGGUGUCACCGAUCUGCUGGUUGUUCAUGAGCAUCGGGGCACACCUGUGGGGCUCAUUGUCAGCCACCUGCCCUUUGGCCCUACUGCCUACUUCACGCUGUGCAACGUGGUCAUGUGGCAUGACAUCCCAGACCUGGGCACAUUGGAGGCCAAGCCCCACCUCAUCACACAUGGCUUCUCCUCCCGCCUAGGCAAGCGGGUCUCUGACAUCCUCCGAUACCUAUUUCCUGUGCCCAAAGAUGACAGCCACCGGGUCAUCACCUUCGCAAACCAGGACGACUACAUAUCGUUCCGGCACCACGUGUACAAGAAGACGGACCACCGCAACGUGGAGCUCACUGAGGUCGGGCCCCGCUUUGAGCUGAAGCUGUACAUGAUCCGCCUGGGCACGCUGGAGCAGGAGGCCACAGCUGACGUGGAGUGGCGCUGGCACCCUUACACCAAUACUGCACGCAAGAGGGUCCUCCUGAGCGCCGAGUGAGCCCACUCACCACUCAGUCAGGACGUGGACUUGGAACUCAGGAUGGGGCUGUCACAGACAGGCCUGCCGAGCUGGGAUGUGGAACUGGGGUGGGUGGAGAGGUCUGAAUCUGCGUCAGGUCAGGCGGGGUCUGCAGGGCAAAGUCCAUUGGGGUCCCUUUGGGUGGGGACCUGAUGGCUGUGGGACGUGCUUGGGCCUGGAGUCAGUGUGGGGGUUAACACAGUCAGAUAAGGCCCGGCGCGGUGGCUCAAGCCUGUAAUCCCAGCACUUUGGGAGGCCGAGACGGGCGGAUCACGAGGUCAGGAGAUCAAGACCAUCCUGGCUAACACGGUGAAACCCCAUCUCUACUAAAAAU
Piliocolobus tephrosceles (Ugandan red Colobus) is the source of this 1346-nucleotide messenger RNA. It is a transcript of the gene IMP4, whose product is annotated as IMP U3 small nucleolar ribonucleoprotein 4. Gene Ontology annotation, biological process: rRNA processing. NCBI's taxonomy places the organism in Eukaryota, Metazoa, Chordata, Mammalia, Primates, Cercopithecidae. Gene Ontology annotation, cellular component: nucleolus; small-subunit processome; Mpp10 complex. The record is from RefSeq and is a predicted model, not a curated record. Gene Ontology annotation, molecular function: snoRNA binding; rRNA primary transcript binding.